AUGUCCGUCGCUGGGUUUAGGAAGCAAUUAAUCAAAGGCUGUCAGUUGGUCAGUGAGAAGGUCGGAGCUGCAGAGGGAACCAAGCUAGAUCAAGACUUCAAGGACCUUGAAAAGAGAGCAGAUAUUACCAGCAAAGCAGUAGUUGAAGUCGUCAACAGAACAACGGACUACCUCCAGCCUAACCCGGCCCACAGAACGAAGCUCUCCAUGCUCAAUACGAUGUCCAAAAUCCGUGGACAGACAAACAAUCUUGGGUACCCGCAGGCCGAGGGCCUCCUAGCAGACUGCAUGAUGAAAUACGGAAUGGAAAUGGGCAGUCAAAACAACUUUGGUGGCGCUCUUGUGGCUGUUGGAGAAUCAAUGAAAAAAUUGUCGCAAACCAAGGACAGUCUGGACAUGGACGUUAAGCAGAAUUUUCUUGACCCACUGCAAGUAAUUGUUGAGAAGGACAUCAAAGAUAUACAGCACCAUCUGAAGAAAAUGGAGGGCCGCCGCUUGGACUACGAUUAUAAAAAGAAACGUCAGGGUAAAAUUCCAGAGGAGGAAAUCAGACAGGCCCUGGAGAAAUUUCAUGAGUCCAAAGAAAAUGCUGAAAGUUCCAUGUGCAACUUGCUGGAGACUGAUGUGGAGCAGGUGAGCCAGCUGGCAGCUUUUGUGGAAUCAGUGUUGCAGUACCAUAGAAACGCCACAGAGAUUUUGGAGGAACUUUCUGGUGAUCUGGAAAGAAGAGUACAAGAAUGUCAGUCCCAACCAAGGCGAGAGUACAGACUCAAACCUAGGCAGAGUUUUGACUAUGGAAGGACUGAGCAAUCCAACGGUGGUUACACAUCACCUGCAACAAGCCCUCCAGCUUAUUCCCCAGUGCCUCACAUUGUUCCAUUUUGUCCCAUUUCAGCUGCCGAGCCAAGCUGUAAAGCUCUCUACGACUUUGACCCAGAGAACGAGGGAGAGCUAGGUUUCCGUGAAGGGGACAUCAUCACUCUGGUCAGUUACAUCGAUGAAAACUGGUUGGAGGGAAGGCUCCACGGCAAGACGGGAUACUUCCCCAACAACUACGUCCAAGUGAUCGUUCCCCUACCGCAGUGA
Molecule: messenger RNA, 1086 nt
Organism: Nerophis lumbriciformis (worm pipefish)
Lineage: Eukaryota; Metazoa; Chordata; Actinopteri; Syngnathiformes; Syngnathidae
Source: RefSeq, a predicted model, not a curated record